AUGAAUCCCUGCUCCCCCUUACACCAAACCCGAACAGAACAAACCGAACCACUAUCAAGACAAUCUCAAUCGCUCGUUCCAAAAUCAGUUUGGAGGCGUUUUAUGAAGCCCGAGAUGAAGGAGGAGGACAACAUUCAACGAUUAUACAGAGAGAAAGCCGAACAAGGGCAGACGGGAAAGCAGAAGGAUGAAGAAGAGAAGAUGAUGGGCAGGCUUUUACGGCACUAUAACAAGAAAAACGGAUCAUCCUCAGUAGCAGCAGACGAGAAGGGCAAAUCAGUAAAACCGCACAGUACAAACAGGGUGGAUUCUAAGAAACACAGCCGGACUUUCUCGUUGGAUAACAAUAAUGCACCGGACUAUGACGACUUUGUGGCUAGGCUUGCUGAACUGAGAAAGAACAGAGGAAAUUGA
Molecule: messenger RNA, 414 nt
Organism: Striga hermonthica
Lineage: Eukaryota; Viridiplantae; Streptophyta; Magnoliopsida; Lamiales; Orobanchaceae
Source: the annotation of a GenBank genome assembly